Messenger RNA from Diorhabda sublineata, 1687 nucleotides. RefSeq names its product endochitinase (gene Cht5). Bases 86 to 1642 code for a protein of 518 amino acids. Gene Ontology annotation, cellular component: extracellular region. Gene Ontology annotation, biological process: chitin catabolic process; carbohydrate metabolic process. Gene Ontology annotation, molecular function: chitin binding; chitinase activity. The record is from RefSeq and is a predicted model, not a curated record. Lineage: Eukaryota; Metazoa; Arthropoda; Insecta; Coleoptera; Chrysomelidae. The transcript is spliced from 11 exons.
AACACUGCGCGUCUUCGAGUCGAUAUCGAAAAGUUAACAACCUUUUUCUUUCGAUUUUGAGUUAAGGCAAUCACGAUUCGAAAGGAUGUUUUUCAUUGUGAUAUUAAUUGGACUUUUCGUCACAUUGCAAGGUUUAGAAGCUACUCCCGCCAGGGUCGUUUGUUACUUCAGCAACUGGGCAGUCUAUAGACCAGGGAUUGGUAGGUAUGGUUUGGAAGACGUUCCAGUCGAUCUUUGUACCCACAUCAUUUAUUCGUUUAUUGGUAUCGAUGAAACAUCAUGGAGUGUACUCGUAAUAGAUUCUGAGUUGGACAUCGAACAAAAUGGUUUUAGAAACUUUAGCGAUAUUAAAAAGACGCAUCCAGACGUGAAGCUCGAAGUUGCCGUUGGAGGAUGGGCAGAGGGAGGCUCUAAAUAUUCCGCCAUGGUCGCUCAGAAAUCCAGAAGAGAUACUUUCAUCGGCAGCGUUGUUGCUUUUAUGAACGAGUACAACUUGGAUGGAUUCGACUUGGAUUGGGAAUACCCCGGCGCUGCUGAUCGCGGUGGAAGUUAUUCCGAUAAAGAAAAAUUCUUCUAUUUCGUUGAAGAACUUAGAACGGCAUUCACUAAAGCAGGAAAAGGUUGGGAGAUCACGAUGGCGGUUCCCAUAGCCAAAUUCAGACUUCAAGAAGGUUACUAUGUACCUGAACUUUGCGAGCUGGUAGAUGCCAUUCACGUGAUGUCUUAUGAUUUAAGAGGAAAUUGGGCAGGAUUCGCCGACACACAUAGUCCUCUAUAUAAAAGACUACACGACCAAUGGGCUUACGAAAAAUUGAACGUCAAUGAUGGUUUACAAUUAUGGGUGGAUUCUGGUUGUUCGCCGAAAAAGCUCGUCGUGGGGAUACCGUUUUAUGGUAGAAGCUUUACUCUAAGUGCCGGAAAUACGAACUAUGAUUUGGGUACAUACAUAAACAAAGAAGCUGGUGGCGGUGCUCCAGGACCAUACACAAACUCCACUGGAUUUUUAGCUUAUUACGAAAUUUGCACAGAGUUAGUAGAUGAGAAUAAAGGGUGGACCAAGAAGUGGGACGAGCUAGGAAAAGUACCUUACGCUUAUAAAGGAACGCAAUGGGUGGGUUAUGAAGAUCCGGUAUCCAUCCAAAUAAAAAUGGAUUGGAUUAAAUCGAAAGGGUACGCAGGAGCAAUGACCUGGGCUAUAGAUAUGGACGAUUUCCACGGACUUUGCGGACCAGAAAAUGCUCUGAUACAUAUUUUACACGCGAAUAUGAAAUCAUACGAUGUACCCGAACCACACGUAUCGACCACCCCCAGGCCGGAAUGGGACAGACCUAAGAGUACGACUUCGUCGGUUAUGACUACAUCGAAGCCGUAUACGACUGCAGCAACUUCGACUACUCCAAAAGCCACCACCACGACACCAAGGAAUAGCUCACCAUCUUCCACGUUCAGUUAUCCAGAUGACACCGAUAAUUUGGCCGAUUGUCAAGCAGAUUUCAUGGCGCACAAAGACUGUGAUAAAUAUAUUCGUUGUGAUCAUGGUAAAGCGACAGUUUUCAAUUGCGAACCCGGCACUGUGUUUCAUACUGGUCUCAACGUUUGUGAUUGGCCCUCGAAUUCUGAUAGAGAAGAAUGCAAAUCCUAGUGUAAUUUCAAGAAUUUAUUUUAAAUAUAAAUAUUCAUUUUCUUA